This is a messenger RNA of Meleagris gallopavo (turkey), 822 nucleotides long. NCBI's taxonomy places the organism in Eukaryota, Metazoa, Chordata, Aves, Galliformes, Phasianidae. The record is from RefSeq and is a predicted model, not a curated record.
CACUACCGCGACGCCUACCGCCACGCCGACCCCCGCGAGCGCCCACGGCCAGCGGUGCACGGGGCGCGCCAGGAGGAGGUGAUCGACCACCGGCUCACCGACAGGGAGUGGGCAGAGGAGUGGAAGCACCUCAACAACCUGCUAAACUGCAUCAUGGACAUGGUGGAGAAGACACGGCGGUCGCUGACGGUGCUGCGGCGGUGCCAGGAGGCCGACCGUGAGGAGCUCAACCACUGGAUCCGCCGCUACAGCGACGCCGAGGACAUGAAGAAAGGCAGCCCCCCCUCCGCCCGCCCCCACAACAGCUCCUCCAGCUCCGAGGCACCCCAGUUAGAUGCGCACCGGGAUUUUGCACCGCGGCCGCUCUCAGGGUACAUGCCUGAGGAGAUCUGGAGGAAGGCUGAAGAAGCCGUGAAUGAGGUGAAGCGGCAGGCCAUGUCCGAGCUGCAGAAAGCUGUGUCGGAUGCUGAGCGCAAAGCCCACGAGCUGAUCACCACUGAACGCGCCAAGAUGGAGCGGGCGCUGGCUGAGGCCAAGCGGCAGGCAUCCGAGGAUGCCCUCACAGUCAUCAACCAGCAGGAGGACUCCAGUGAGAGCUGCUGGAACUGCGGGCGCAAAGCGAGCGAGACCUGCAGCGGCUGCAACACCGCCCGCUACUGCGGCUCCUUCUGCCAGCACAAGGAUUGGGAGAAGCACCACCACGUCUGCGGGCAGACUCUGCAGGGGCUGCCGGCCCCCUCCGCCCCCGCAGCCGUGGGGCAGCCCAUCGAGACGCUGUCCCUCCGACGUUUCUUCCUCGCGGCCGUUUUCAUGGUUGCUUGA